This is a messenger RNA of Oncorhynchus kisutch (coho salmon), 5708 nucleotides long. RefSeq names its product E3 ubiquitin-protein ligase DTX4-like. Bases 868 to 3147 code for a protein of 759 amino acids. Gene Ontology annotation, molecular function: zinc ion binding. The transcript has 8 exons. NCBI's taxonomy places the organism in Eukaryota, Metazoa, Chordata, Actinopteri, Salmoniformes, Salmonidae. The record is from RefSeq and is a predicted model, not a curated record. Gene Ontology annotation, biological process: protein ubiquitination; Notch signaling pathway.
UUUAGUCAAAUAUUAUUUUUGCCGGGAGCACCCACGGAAUAAUUUUCAGUGGUCCUCUCAUAUAAAUGCAACCCACUCAUAAAACCAAGACACAUCAUGGACCAAUUGCACGACCUGGCUAUGCAGAACCAAAUGCGCUUUCAUAGAGAUUCAAAGAAAUAGUCUAAACAAAGCUAUUGCAUUGAACGUCAGGGUAAUUAUAUAACGUGAAUCCGUGAUUUUUACGUCUUGGAUUUGCAAUUGCUAGGCUAUAUUUUCUAACAGAACGAGAUGGAUAAUCGCUAAACCGUAAAACCGAAAAUACCAUAGCCCACACUGGAUUGGCUUUGAUUGGAGGUAGCAGAAGGCGAACUAAAAGUAGGCUACCCGGCAUUGGUAAAUAUGUCUACAUUGAUUUACUUUAGGCUAUAGCCUACCUACAAAUAAACCAAUACGCCUAACAUGUUAAGGGAAUACAGUGGGAUAAAGCUGUGGAAGUCCUGACAGUUGUUGGUCUUUUCAGUGACCAGUGGGCGCUCGCUGCAUAUCUGUUACAUUGUAUCUAUUAAAAUAAUGCAUAAUGAAACUAUAUCUGGCACUUGUUACAGUAACCCACUUUAUUCAUGUUUGAUGUAUCCAAACUCAGUGCACCACCACCAUAGCACAUAGCAUCUUCACACACCCAAAUUGGAUUGUGCCACAUAAAUGAUUUCAGUAGCCUAACCUAUACGUCAUUUUUCUGCAUACGGACCAAAAUGCAAGGAACCUGCUUGUUUUUUUGCCCUGCUAUAUGAAAAACGAUUCUAAUGAUUUAUUGAUUCGCUUGAACAAAGGAACGAAAUAUUGUUGUAUGCUACCUGUACGGGAUAUCAACAUGGAAGGAGUAGGAUGUUACUAGCGUCGGCCGUGGUGGUAUGGGAAUGGCUGAACGAGCACGGGCGCUGGCGGCCUUACAGCCCAGCGGUCUCUCACCACAUCGAGGCAGUCAUCCGCAACGACCCACGGGGUGGUAGUGUUGUCUUAGGCCAGGUGGACACUCGCCUUUCGCCCUACAUCGUCGACUUGCAUUCCAUGCACCAGUUCCGACAAGAUACUGUUCUGUGGCGUGACCCUCGUCUUUCUACCGUUACCCCAGGUACCCUCAGACCGGUUCGCCGCAGCUUCUACGACCCCACAUCGGCGCCGGGUCAGGGCUGGCUGUGGGAGUGGGAGAACGACACAGGCUCGUGGACAGCCUACGACACAGAGGUGGGCAUCGCCAUCCAGGCGGCACGCGACCGCCAGCAGCCCUGGCUGGACCUGGCGCCACUGGGAUUCUGCUACCUCAUCCACUUCCAGAGUAUGACCCAGAUCAACGGGCAGACGCAACGCUGCCGCCGCAUCCAGCGCCGCUCUGACCUGGCUUACCCACUUGUUUCGGGUCCCCUUCCCAAGUCACACCACGCCUGGGGGCCCGGCCCCGGGGGACUGUUGGGGGUGUCCGGAGUAGGCAUGGGGGUGGGGUUGAGCGGGAUGGGGAACGGGAACGGUAGCGCCUACCCCAGCGGCGCCCUGCCAGCCUCCGCAAUCACCUCCCUGGGCCAGCCCUGCGCCUGUCAGCAAUGCAUGCUGCUCCUAAGCGUCAAGGCGGGCGCCAUGGCAACAGCCCACACCCUGGGCAGGAGGCCACCCCAGAACAAGCCUCCCAGCCCCAAACUGAGUGGGGGUUACUCAGCCAUGGGGGGGUCCUACUCGCUCACCCUCCCACGUCCCCCCUCCUCCAUGGGCAGGUCCCUUCCUCCCCACAGAACGUCUGUGGGCGGAGCUAGCGGUGGCUUGGGGGUCGGAGGGGGCGGUGGCUUUGCCCACUCACUCUCCCUCCUGGGUUCGGCCACCGCUGCCCUGUCCCUCUCCUCCACCCGGCCCCCUCCCCCGCCUCUACCCCCCCUUCCGCCUCCUCCGCCUCCUCCGCCCUCCUCCAUCACUUCCAACAGUGCUACUCUUCCCCCCUCCUCUUCCUUCUCCAUGGCAUCCAUGGCUUCCUCUGCCCCUCUGUCGAUGCCCGCGCCCCCCCCUCCUCUCAUCUCCACAUCAGCUUCCUCCUGCACCCCCUCGCCCUCUGCCCGCGUCCUGGGGCCGGUGUCUUCAGCGGCGGCGGCCUGUGCCGCCCCCCUACCUCCCCGUGCCAGCCUAGCUGGGCUGAGCCGACCCGCCCUGCAGCGUAUCGCCAUGGCCCAGUCCAGAGCCCUUAUCGCCUCCGGAGUCCCAACGGUUCCUGUGAAGAACCUCAAUGGAUCCAGCCCUGUUCACCCUGCAUUGGCAGGUAUUACAGGGAUCCUGAUGAGCGCCGCAGGACUUCCUGUCUGUCUGACCCGUCCCCCCAAGCUGGUGCUCCACCCCCCUCCUGUCAGCAAGAGUGACAUCAAGCCCGUUCCCGGCCUCGGCCACUGCUGCCGCAAGACCACCAAGAAGCAGGCUCGCAAAGGCAAGACCCCUGAGGAAGUAGUGAAGAGGUACCUUCAGAAGGUACGCAGUCCCCCAGAGGAGGACUGCACUAUCUGCAUGGAGGCCCUGCCUGGGCCCUCGGGCUACAAAGGCCCUGGUGUUGGUGGCAUCCAGCGGGCAGAGUCAGUGGGUCGCCUGGCCCAGUGUGGGCACCAGUACCACCUACAGUGUCUGGUGGCCAUGUACAACAAUGGCAACAAGGAUGGCAGCCUUCAGUGCCCCACCUGCAAGACCAUCUACGGCGUGAAGACGGGCAACCAGCCGCCUGGCAAGAUGGAGUAUCACGUUAUCCCCCAUUCACUGCCUGGCCACCCCGACUGCAAGACCAUCCGCAUCAUCUAUAACAUCCCGCCAGGCAUCCAGGGCCCUGAGCACCCGAACCCAGGCAAGCCCUUCACCGCCCGGGGAUUCCCCCGACACUGCUACCUCCCUGACAGCGAGAAGGGACGCAAGGUACUGAGGCUGCUGCUGGUGGCAUGGGACCGGCGGCUCAUCUUCUCAGUGGGCACAUCCAGCACCACGGGCGAGUCGGACACAGUCAUCUGGAAUGAGGUGCACCACAAGACGGAAUUCGGCUCCAACCUGACGGGACACGGAUACCCCGACCCAGGCCACUUGGACAACGUUCUGGAGGAGCUUAAGGCCCAGGGGAUCACCGAGGAGGAGUGCCUACCCAGAGACUGAGCUAAAGACGGGCCGAUGGGGAAACAGCAACAGAGAGACUUGUCAGACACUGGAGGGCAGAGCUAAAACAAUGAACAUACAGAGUCAGAGAGACAAAGGAAUGGAGAGGGGGAGUCAUAGACAUAUGAAUAUGUUUUAAAAAAGAGAAGUACAGAAAUGAACACAGACGGUACAAUUGUGACACCCACAGAAACAGACAGCCUGAAAGACAGCAUACGAGAAGAAAUGUAUGAACUGAUGAACAGAUGAGCCAAAAAAAGAACCAUAAAACAAAUCGAGAAACAGACAAAUAGACUUUCUGGCUCUAGUUUCUAGGGACGCUAACUGAGGUACGACAUUAGAAACCCUCUGAACAGGUGGGCUGUGGGUCGGCUCCGCUGCAUGGGUCACUUGUAUGAUGGAAUGUAUAUUUUCUUCUGCUACAUUAAUGGGGCUGUCACAAAAUGUAAUUCAGUGAGAGGUUUGAGGCCACAGUGCACAUGCAAUUCAGUGUUGGACAGAAGCUGUCGUUUAGACCCUGAGAGUUUGACAAGAAUGUACUGAAUCUUAAUUGGUCCAUUUGAAUUCAAUGGUGUACCAAGUUUACCAGAGCGGCUGUAAGUGGUAGGAUGAGCGCUACAAAUGGGUAUUAAAUAUGGGGAAUAUGCUUAAUAGGGUAUUGAAUGGAAGAGAAUACUAGGCUUAAAGUAUUAGACCUUUGGCAGCAUAGUAACAAAUCUCUCGUUACAGAAAACAUAACCUAACAUAGCAGGCUUAAAAGAAUCGUCUGAGCUGCGUUUCUUUCUUUCUAGUCCUGACAAGAAAAUAAAAAAACUGUUAGGGGAUUAUCUCCUCUGAAUCUGCACUGUUUAACCAAUCCGGUAAAUGUGGAGGAGUUGAGAUGGAGUGUCCCCAAAGACGGUUAGCUCUGUGAUGUCGCCUCGUUAACGUCCAAAAGAAGAAGUCCGUCUCUAUUUCCAUUUGCUAUGAAAAGCGGGUGCGUCCGUUUAAACCUACCCCACUGAGGGCGCAGAAAACUUUACAGAGAACGUUCAAAAUAUCUCAAGUGACUGGAUAUGUGUGAGCAUGAGUGUUUACUGCCCUCUAGUGGUACUUAUCGAAAAUACAUUCCCUUUUCCUCUCUAGGUUCUUAUUGGUAUUUUAUUAAUUGCUGUACCAUUUGGAAAAUGCAUUGUUGUACAUUUUAAAUAGUUGAUAUAUAUUGGCUCAGUUGAGUUGAGUAUCAUUUUUACAUUCCAUUUUGUUCUUAAUUUUUAACAUUGUACGUUGUCUAUUUGAUUGCCAGAGCAUUAUUUUCUAUAUGUAAGGAGACGUGUCAAGCUUGAGUCUUCUCGGGAGGGCUCCUGAGUAUUACGAGCCACUAUGAGUUGUUCAAAAAGUUUCACUGAACAUCGAUUUUAGACUCAUCCAUUGCCAAUCAAUAUUAAUAUUUUGGGAACCCUCUUGAUGGGGUGGGUGAGUCUAAAUGUACAAAAUAAGAGUCCUCCUCAGACCAUGGGUGCAUCUCAAUAGUCUUGUGUAGCUUCCUCUCCUAUUCUUUCAUGUCAAUUCAGAUGAAAGAACAGGAAUGGAAAAAAGGCCCCUAUAGACAGUUGAGAAGUCAGAAAUAAAGUUAUGAUUGGACCUGCCACCAGAGGUCAGAUUUGCACUGUACAGGGCAUACUCUCUUUUUAACCUUUAGUCAGAAGGAAACAUGGAAAGUUAGAUAGAACAGUUAAAACUACUUUGGGUUUCAUUGUAUUUUCUUUGUUUUGGACACCGUUGGCACCAUUGGCAGCUCUAAGGAAAGCAAACCUAUUGUUUUUGCCAUAACGAGGUACAAUUUGAAAGAUUUGCUCAGUCGCCAAAACAACCUGUGGUCAAGCAGUCCAGUCGGUUUGUGUUAGGUUCAUGACGGACCUGCUCAUAAAGCGGUACUGUUGACAAUAUUUAUCAGUAUGUGUUAACAUACAAUGUUAGGCCAACAUUUAUACUUUCUGUAUGCAAUGGAUGUAUGUGUUAAUGUACACGACUUAAAACCAUUAAACCAUUUUUAAAGGUAUAACGCAACUGUUCACUUAAUACCUCCUUUAUUUAAUGUGCUCUCUAUUUUUUUAAUCGUUUGUAUCAAAUUGUUUUUUUCAAAUAAUUCAAAACCACUAUUUUUUCAUUUUGAGGUAUUGUUUGGCCACAUUUAAAGCUGUGUGACUACAUGAAGACUUACAUACCCAUUCUACUUUGUGAGUAGGGGUACGUGCAUUUGGUACGUCAUGUGACCUUGUAAUUCUUUCGACGACUCCUGCAGGUGGAUUGGGAAAUGUAGGACUUUAUGUAGUCAGUCGUGUUUUAUGUCAGUUCUUGCAAUGCUCAGUUUGGUACAUAUCAUUCUCUUUCCCAGGCACAUGUCUGUAAAUGGGAAUGAAACAAUGGUUGAAGGCUCAUUCACACUUUGUAUAAAACCUCUGUAAACGUUGUAAUGGCGAGAACGAGUGACGUGGAGACAUCUAUGUUGGCAGAGAAAGUAGUAACAUGUAUAAAAGAUUUGAAGUAACCGUGGGACUAUUAAAUGAACAUGACUAUUA